UCUGCGCCUGUGGUGCGCCACAGCUGGGCCCUAUAAUGACAAGAGUGACAGAUAGGAGAAGAUUUUUGCCCCCGUCGCCGAACUUCUCUAAUGUUUAACUUGGCGCUGCUGACGACCCAGCGUAUCCGGGACAGGAGGGCAGGGUAGGAGGGAGAGAACCUGAUGAAAGGGCGCCUGCAGUUGCUGUUUCCUCCCUUUCACACCGAUCUCCCUGGGAGCCAAAGAACCAGCAGGAGCUUCCCGCAAUGAAGACUAUAGUGAAAUGCUUAUUAGGUCUUCUUGCACUUGGAGUUAUCAUUACAGCCAUAGUUGUUCCAGUAGUUUUGCUAACAAGGGAUGAUUCCGAUAUCCGUAGAAAAUUUUCUUUAGAGGAUUAUCUGACUGAUGAAUUUCAGUACAAAUCGUAUAAUCUGCGGUGGAUGUCAGGUCAUGAGUAUGUCUACACAAAUCAGAACAAUGUUUUUCUGUACAACAUCGAUGAUGGAAGAGAGUCUAUAAUCUUAUCAAAUGACACAUUAGACAGUUUCAAUAGUUCUCAGGCAAUAUUGUCACCUGACAGAAAAUUUGCUCUUCUGCAAUACAAUUAUGAGAAGGUGUGGAGGCACUCAUACACUGCAUCAUACCAUAUCUAUGAUCUAAACAGAACCAAAAUAACUGAGAACCCGCUUCCUACAAAUAUCCAGUAUAUAUCAUGGUCACCUGUUGGACACAAACUGGCUUAUGUUUACGGUAAUAAUGUUUAUGUGAAAACAACACCAAACGCCAGUCCUGUUCAAAUCACUGAGAAUGGAGCCGAAAACAAAAUUUUAAAUGGAUUAGCAGACUGGGUGUAUGAAG
Messenger RNA from Protobothrops mucrosquamatus (brown spotted pit viper), 837 nucleotides. Its product is annotated as dipeptidyl peptidase 4. NCBI's taxonomy places the organism in Eukaryota, Metazoa, Chordata, Lepidosauria, Squamata, Viperidae. Gene Ontology annotation, biological process: proteolysis. The record is from RefSeq and is a predicted model, not a curated record. Gene Ontology annotation, molecular function: dipeptidyl-peptidase activity.